GUUCCUCUACAACUUCUCGGCGCUAUGCGCCAUCUGGCAGUCACAGUGGGACGGAUAGCCUACAACGACCAAGUUCUUCGUGGACUUGCCCUUUGCCUUCUGACGUCCUGCGUGCCACAGUGAGGCCCCUCUCCGGUAGCGACUGGGUGCUUCUCACUGGUACAGGUCUCGCAACCUUGCUUCCCUCUGCCCUGACCCCCUCCAUCCUCAACGCCUGGCAAACCUCUGCCGACCUCUGCAUAGACUACUAUGGGUGGGCCCCUGAUGAGAUUGAGGUACAUGGUGAUGAGGCUGCCUUGGCCGAUGCCCUGAUCCAGGGCCGCCUCAGAAUCAUCAGCGACGGGUCAUACAAAAAUGACCUGGGAACUGCUGCUGUUCAGCUCCUGCCCAAAGGGGUAACUGCUCGCAUUGUCAUCCGUUGUCAAACACCAGACCUACCUCAGGAUCAGAGUGCCUAUCGUAGCGAGUUGAUUGGCCUUCUUGCUGGGAUUAUGGCGGUUGACUGGCUCCUCCAACAAUGGUUCCCAGCCCUUAGCCAGCGGCCGGGUGUCAAGAUCGCCUGCAACAGCCUUUCGGCCAUUGAAAUGGCCUUUGAAGACCGACCCCUUUCACCCACUGAUGCACAAUUUGACCUGAUCUCUUCCAUCCGGGAAGCUAUCUCUUGGUCUCCGGUGUCUUGGUCUCCACGGCAUGUCUACGGACAUCUGGACAAGUCCAACUUAUUUGAUGAACUCACUUGGUGGGAAAAGAUAAACCUGGAGGUAGAUGGCAUGGCAGUGGAUUUCCGCAAGGAACUAGAGGCCGCCCACCAACUUAUCCCCCCCAAUCCUCGGUUCUUCACGGAACUGGCAGCUCUUUUUGUGGCUGACACAAAGUAG
This is a messenger RNA of Cylindrotheca closterium, 878 nucleotides long. NCBI's taxonomy places the organism in Eukaryota, Bacillariophyta, Bacillariophyceae, Bacillariales, Bacillariaceae. The record is from the annotation of a GenBank genome assembly.